AGUAUGGCUUUCGGUUGCACAUCAGAGAGACAUCGAGGAUUUGCAUAUAAAUAUCAACAUACUCGUAAUAGCACUUCCAGUAGGAGGGUAGUUUUAUAGGGUGUAUCAUUUCCCAGGACCUGAAGGGACUCAUCGAGCGCAAUAGUGAUAAUUGUUUUUUUUUUUCGCUUAGAAGAAUAUUAAGUUAAGCAUCAUGAAAUACAUUAUUUUUAUCAGUGCUUUGUUGGUGUGUGGCUAUGGUGCUCCUCAAGGACCCGAUACGGAUCAGAUUCCCAUCAUUCGACAGGAGCAGGAGGUCAAUCCUGAUGGGUCGUAUCGGUGGAGCUAUGAGACCGGGAAUGGGAUUGUGGCAGAAGAGCAAGGUUUUCUAAAGAACGCCGGCUCAGAACAGGAGACGCAGGUAGCCCAGGGCGAGUACUCCUACACGGCACCGGAUGGCCAGCUGAUCCGGGUGCAGUACAUAGCCGACGAGAACGGAUUCCAACCGAUCGGAGAUCAUCUUCCCACGCCACCGCCCAUCCCACCAGCAAUCCAGCGAGCACUGGAAUACCUCGCCAGCCAACCACCAAGUAACGACGUCUCACGGAGGUUCUAAACCUAGUUGCAAAGUGUUAUAUCAAUCACAGUCACGAUUUCUUUCUAUAUUACACCAUUUCAUUCCUCGUGGCUACAUUUCUCUCGAUCUGUUUAAGAUGCUAUCGAACGAUUCAAGUGUGAAAAUUACCUGUAAGUUAACAAUAAAUCGAACCAAAAUUGAGAA
Molecule: messenger RNA, 760 nt
Organism: Ochlerotatus camptorhynchus
Lineage: Eukaryota; Metazoa; Arthropoda; Insecta; Diptera; Culicidae
Product: endocuticle structural glycoprotein ABD-4-like
Exons: 3
Coding region: 194-595 (133 amino acids)
Cellular component (GO): chitin-based extracellular matrix
Molecular function (GO): structural constituent of chitin-based larval cuticle
Source: RefSeq, a predicted model, not a curated record